This is a messenger RNA of Symbiodinium pilosum, 172 nucleotides long. Lineage: Eukaryota; Dinophyceae; Suessiales; Symbiodiniaceae. The record is from the annotation of a GenBank genome assembly.
GUCCUGCAGCAACUUGGCGGCCUCGCAGGAGGCGAUUGCCAAUGCAGAGACUAUAGUCGGGCGCACCAGCCGCCUUUUCAUCGACAACGCUUAUUUGGAGGCCGAGAACAGCGCGCGGCUUCCAGUUCUGUCUCCGACAGAUGGAAAAGAGUUUGUGGUUGCCUCAGUCUGA